CUGUUGUCGAUAUCCUUAUUGCAUCAUCGCUGUGGUAUCUCCUCGCUACCUCCCGCACUGGGUUCUCCAGGUAACGAGCGACCUGUUGACUGUCUGGAUCUGGCAUAAUGAUGUCGAAUGUUUAGCAUGCAUUCCUUCGCCAACAAGUUUAUGAGUUACACUGUCAAUACCGGUUGUAUCACGAGUAUAGGUUCAAUGGCAACUAUGAUUACAUGCGCAGUGAUGCCGAACAACUUUAUCUUUCUCGGCAUUGGAUUUUUAGUAGCUAAAUUAUACGUUAACUCGUUUCUCACUCUCCUGAAUGCGCAAUACUACUUGGAGGGCAAUGCAGACAAUAUUGAUUCCUCCAACAAGCGCCGUAUGCGCCAAUCACCCUACCGACGGGAGCCUCACAUUAAGGUGCCACAAGACGAGGAACUCCAAGCCUCCCGGCAGAACAUGUGUAAACAUCUUGACGAUGAAGUGAUUUUCACUCGACCUGUACCGACUGACAUGCCACAGCGUCCGCCGAUUGCAGUCACGGUUGAGAUAAGUUCUUUCUCGUCGGCUUAAUGGAUUAUCAUAUUAUAACAUCGACAGAAUCUGGCCACAUAAUCCUACCUUUGUGCAUUCUAAUGUACUGCGUGGUUAACCCAAGUUAGGCCCUCAAGACAUAUUGAGAUGCAGGGGUAAGCACAUUAUCCGUGAGGUAUUUAGCGGCCGCUACUGUCCGAA
Molecule: messenger RNA, 714 nt
Organism: Suillus subaureus
Lineage: Eukaryota; Fungi; Basidiomycota; Agaricomycetes; Boletales; Suillaceae
Exons: 6
Coding region: 118-552 (144 amino acids)
Source: RefSeq, a predicted model, not a curated record